ACCAAGAACGCCGAAAGAGAAACCAGGAAGAGAGCGACAAAGACAGCGCCUUUGAGCGAAGAAUCCAUCGCCCCAAAGCGGGUUCGUCGUCUUUCGUUUCGGCUUUCACGUAGAGAGCAAACGAACCCGCGUGCGUCCCUGCCUAACCUUGUCUCUUCCGAAAUGUCCCUUUUAUUCUCCGCAUAAAGCCGAUCGGCUUCGGCUCGAAAGCCGUGCCUUUUUGUGGAUCGGAACCGACCCACGAGACCGAAGAUUUCAUUUUUUUUUCGUUCUUAUCUCGGUCCGGCUCUCCGCCAGCUCUGUUUCCUUUUCCAGCAGGAACAAUGAUUAAGCUCUUCAAAGUAAAAGAAAAGCAGAGAGAAAAUGCUGAAAAUGCAAAUGGAAGGGGACCUGUAAAGAAGCAAAGUGCGGGGGAGUUGCGCCUUCACAAAGAUAUUACUGAGCUGAACCUACCAAACUCAUGUGCAAUAACAUUUCCAAAUGGAAAGGAUGACUUGAUGAACUUUGAGGUCUCAAUUCGGCCUGAUGAAGGAUAUUAUGCAGGUGGCACCUUUGUGUUCACUUUUCAAGUUUCUCCAAUCUACCCCCACGAGUCACCGAAAGUAAAGUGUAAAACCAAGGUCUACCAUCCGAAUAUUGAUUUGGAAGGAAAUGUUUGUCUGAACAUCUUGCGUGAAGACUGGAAGCCUGUACUGAAUAUAAACACCGUCAUAUAUGGAUUGUUUCACCUUUUCACGGAACCAAAUUAUGAGGAUCCCCUCAAUCACGAUGCUGCAGCCGUGUUGAGGGACAACCCGAGGGUCUUCGAGACUAAUGUGAAAAGGUCUAUGGCGGGUGGCUACGUGUGUCAAACUUUUUUCCCCAGGUGUAUAUAGCUUUGGUCAGAUAUUCACCGGCGUUAACUGUGAAACUAUUGUAUCAGAGUCUGAAUGCCCGUCUUGCCAUAUAAAUCAUAUGUGAAUCCACCUUGCUGAGAAGAAUUGGGAUGGAAAUUUCUCGGAACAAACAAGUGAAUCUUAGCGGUUAGAUAUCUGUAGCUUGUGUGACCUGUGGUCGGAAUAUCAGUCAUGCUGUUGGAAUGAUGCACAUAAACAGUAUGCAUUAUGCUGUAAGGAAAAUGUCGAACCUCCUCUCUCUCUC
This is a messenger RNA of Eucalyptus grandis, 1140 nucleotides long. RefSeq names its product NEDD8-conjugating enzyme Ubc12. Gene Ontology annotation, cellular component: nucleus. The transcript is spliced from 6 exons. Gene Ontology annotation, biological process: protein neddylation. The record is from RefSeq and is a predicted model, not a curated record. Lineage: Eukaryota; Viridiplantae; Streptophyta; Magnoliopsida; Myrtales; Myrtaceae. The coding region runs from base 324 to 875 and encodes 183 amino acids. Gene Ontology annotation, molecular function: NEDD8 transferase activity.